Messenger RNA from Aaosphaeria arxii CBS 175.79, 1559 nucleotides. Its product is annotated as t-SNARE affecting a late Golgi compartment protein 2. Gene Ontology annotation, cellular component: endomembrane system; SNARE complex; membrane. Bases 345 to 1559 code for a protein of 404 amino acids. The record is from RefSeq and is a predicted model, not a curated record. The transcript is spliced from 3 exons. Gene Ontology annotation, biological process: intracellular protein transport; vesicle-mediated transport; vesicle fusion. Gene Ontology annotation, molecular function: SNAP receptor activity; SNARE binding. NCBI's taxonomy places the organism in Eukaryota, Fungi, Ascomycota, Dothideomycetes, Pleosporales.
CAAGAACUUGAUUGCUAUCAAAAUUUUAUAACCAUUGAUACAACUGCAUCUCAUAGACGUACAAUCAGAUUAAGUAGUACUCCGUAUCUGCUUCUUUAAUUACUAUAGAAAGAUACAACGUAGGUACAUAGCCAAGCCCCUACCUUCGGGAGGCUCUGCGGCGUUCGAAACCAUCCUCCAACAUCAUCGUUCGCUACCUGUCACCCUUCUCUCCUAAGCCACCUUUUUUGUUUGCAUUGCCACAACCAACUCAACCAACCCGUUCAGCUGCCUCUCCGCUAUCCUCAACGCCUUGCAACCCUCUAUCAUGACCUAGACUCCAUCGCGCGCUACCUGCCUACGCUAUGUGGCGGGAUCGCACCAACCUCUUCAUCUCCUACCGCCAGUCCUAUUCCCACCACCCCGUGAAGAAGACGCGAUUUGGCGGUCCUGGCUCCAAUGGCUACAGCGAUGGCCGAGUUUCCGAGGAACGCCUCGGCCUCAUGUCCUCAGCGGCAUUCGAGGACGAUGGAGAUGCCGUAAUAGAAAUGGACCUCCUGCCUCCGCGAUGGCUCGACGUCCAAGACGAGAUCACAGAACACCUCGCCGACAUCGCAAAACACACCCGCAAGCUCGACCAGCUGCACCAAAAGCACGUGCUUCCCGGCUUCGACGAUGAGGAGGUCAAGAAGCGGGAGGAGAGGGAGAUCGAGCAAUUAACCCAGGAGAUCACUCGCAGCUUUCAAAAAUGCCAACAGGCCAUCAAGAGAAUAGAUCUCAUGGUGCGGGAAUCGAAACAGCAGGGAAACAUCAAUCAGGGCGAGGAGAUUAUGGCGAAGAAUCUGAAAAUAUCUCUUGCAUCCCGUGUUGGCGAUGUGAGCGCAAUGUUCCGCAAGAAGCAAGCCGCAUAUCUCAAGAAGCUCCGCGACCUAGGCGGCUUCGACUCGCCCUUCCGCUCCGCAACCCCCGUCCAAAACCCCUACAACGACCCAGCGCUCCAAGAAUCCGACGCCGACCGAUCCUUCUCGCAAUCGACGCUCCUCCAGACCCAACAGCAGCGCCGGCGCCACGACCCCAACGAAUCCCUGAUCGCGCAGCGCGAGCGCGAGAUCGAAGACAUCGCGCAGGGCAUCAUCGAGCUCGCCAACAUCUUCCAGGAGCUCCAGACCAUGGUCAUCGACCAAGGCAGCAUGCUCGACCGCAUCGACUACAACGUCGAGCGCAUGGCCACGGACGUCAAGGAGGCCGACAAGGAACUCAAAGUCGCCUCGGGCUACCAGCGCCGCACCAUAAAACGCAAAAUCAUGCUCCUCCUCGCCAUCCUCAUCGCCGGCGUCUUCAUCCUCCUCUCCCUCAAACUCGGCACCCGAGGCAGCAGUAAUACCGGCAACGACACGCCCGCGCCCGCCGCACCAGACGACCAAGAACCCCCGCUCAUGCUCGCCCCUCGCUCUCCCGCGUUCGACCGCCGACGCUCCGCAAGGCCGUGGAAGGGCCCCGAGUCGCGCCGCGACUGGCACAGGCGGAAACGGAGGUUAUGGCAGGAGAUUGGCGACGCUUUGGCUUUCGAACAUAUUUAA